CCUCUCUAAUCUCUUCCUUUUAUUACCCUCGCCGCUCCAGUUCUCCACUCCAACAGCACGCUACGAAUCCAUCGCCCAAUCUCCAUCAUCCUCCUCCCUCCUCCACCCUCCUCCUCCUCCAUCGAUGGCGGGGUCGGCGAUCGCCGAAGGGGUGCGGCUCCACCACAUCGCGCGGGAGACGAGCGACGUGGAGCGCCUCGCCGCGUUCUACGCGGAGGUGCUAGGGUUCGAGCGCGUCGGAGCCCCCAAAUUCGGGGACUUCGCGGUGGCGUGGCUCCGCAUCCCGCGAUCCCCCCUCUCCCUCCACAUCAUCGAGCGGAACCCCGAAUCCAAGCUCCCCGUGAGCCCCUACUCCGCCGCCGCCGCCGCCGCCGCCGCCCACGCCGUAGUAGCGGAUCCCAAGGAGCUCCCCAGGGGCCACCACGUGUCCUUCGCCGUCUCCAACUACGACGCCUUCGUGCGAACCCUAAAGGAGAGGGGGAUUGAGACGUUCGAGAAGACGCAGCCCGAUGGGAGGACGAAGCAAGUGUUCUUCUUCGAUCCCGACGGUAAUGGCAUAGAGGUAGGAAACUGGGGAGAUUCCUAAAUCUUAAUUGAUGCAGGAAACGUUUGGGACGGGGAAACUAGCAGUAGGCCUGCCUCUAUUGUAUCUAAAUAACACACGGAUGGAACUUAUUUUGGUCUUCAGUUUCCAAACGUUUGAUAAUGCUCAAAAGACGCGCUUGUUAGUUCGAAUCCUUGUAUCGUAUAAAGCUGAGAUUGGUAUUAAAAAACAAAAAAACUUGCUUGCUAGUAAUGAUAUAGAUUGGCAAUUCAAAUGCUUUA
This is a messenger RNA of Ananas comosus (pineapple), 825 nucleotides long. RefSeq names its product lactoylglutathione lyase. The record is from RefSeq and is a predicted model, not a curated record. Bases 125 to 586 code for a protein of 153 amino acids. The transcript has 3 exons. Lineage: Eukaryota; Viridiplantae; Streptophyta; Magnoliopsida; Poales; Bromeliaceae.